GUGUUUACUCCAAUCACAAGCGCAACCGAGUCAAGGUUGGUUUCAGUGCAGGAAGGAACCGAGUAGCUGCUGCUGUCACUUCAAAAGCCCAGUUGUCCAUCCAGCACCAUGGGAAAGAAGAGUCGAGUGAAGACUCAGAAGUCAGGCUCAGGAGCCAGCGCUGUGGUUUCCCCCAAGGAGAUGAUGAACGUCAUCGCGGAAUUGUUGCAGAAAUGCAGCAGUGCAGCACCCUCUGCUGGUAAGGAGUGGGAGGAGUACAUCCAAAUCAGAGCCUUGGUGGAGAAGAUUCGCAAGAAACAAAAGGGUAUGUCCAUAGUGUUUGAGGGAAACAGGGAGGACUACUUCCAAGAUCUGAUGUCCUGGGCUCAGGAAAACGGGGCUUCCCGUGAUGGCUUCACCGUGGCCAACUUUGGGACAGAGGGCUAUGGCUUGCGGGCUACCAAAGACAUCAAGGCAGAGGAACUGUUCCUCUGGAUUCCCAGGAAGAUGCUGAUGACAGUGGAAUCAGCCCAGAACUCUGUACUGGGUCCCCUGUACAGCCAGGACCGGAUCCUCCAGGCCAUGGGCAACGUGACACUGGCUCUCCACCUCCUGUGUGAACGGGCCGACCCCGCUUCAUUCUGGCUGCCAUACAUCCACACUCUUCCUCAAGAGUAUGACACGCCGCUGUACUACCAGCAGGAAGAUGUGCAGCUGCUGCUGGGAACACAGGCUGUUCAAGAUGUCCUGAGCCAGUAUAAAAACACAGCACGGCAAUAUGCUUACUUCUACAAACUCGUACAGACUCAUCCUGCCGCCAGCAAGCUACCCCUGAAGGACAGCUUCACAUUUGAUGACUACAGGUGGGCAGUGUCUUCUGUGAUGACCCGUCAGAAUCAGAUCCCUACUGAGGACGGCAGUCGAGUCACUCUGGCCCUCAUACCCCUCUGGGACAUGUGUAACCACACGAAUGGACUGAUCACUACUGGCUACAACCUAGAGGAUGAUCGCUGUGAGUGUGUGGCACUGCAGGACUACAAGGAGAAUGAACAGAUCUACAUCUUCUAUGGUACCAGGUCCAAUGCUGAGUUUGUCAUCCACAACGGCUUCUUCUUCCAAGACAACGCCCAUGACCGAGUGAAGAUCAAGCUGGGUGUCAGUAAGAGUGAGCGCCUUUACGCCAUGAAGGCCGAAGUACUGGCACGAGCCGGCAUCCCAGCGUCCUGUAUCUUCGCUGUGCACUGUAACGAACCCCCGAUUUCAGCCCAGCUCUUAGCCUUCCUGAGAGUCUUCUGCAUGACAGAGGAGGAACUGAAGGACUACCUGCUUGGAGAGCGUGCCAUCAACAAGAUCUUCACCCUGGGCAACAGUGAGUUCCCUGUCAGCUGGGAAAACGAGAUCAAGAUGUGGACUUUUCUCGAGACUCGAGCUGCUCUGCUGCUCAAGACCUACAAGACCACGUCGGAGGAGGACCGCUCCAUGCUGGAGAAACCAGAUCUAUCUCUUCACUCUCGCUUAGCAAUCCAGCUUCGUCUGGCUGAGAAGCAGAUCCUGGAGAAGGCGUCAGCCAGUGGUCGGGAAAAACGCUUAUACUUUGAAAAGAAGCUGGAGGAGGGUGCUGUGUUGCCGCACUAUGAGGAAAGCGAUAUUGCUUUGCUGGAAAACACCGACGCUGAUGCAAAGCUUCCUAUUAUUCUGCGCAAGCUGGAAGAGGUGGAGGAAGGGCAGGAGAUCCAGGUGGAGGAGCACAGUCACCUCUUGAAUGGCGAGAAAGCAGUCUAUCAGAUGGGUAUAAGUGCUAAUGGAGAGAAAAUGCUCGAGGAGACUCAGAAGGUUGGCAAAGAUGUUGAUCCAGCUUUGGCAUCUGUUGGAAGUUCACACCAGAAAGGCCAAAAGAAAGUGGCUAACCUAAGUGCCAAUCGAACUGAAGAUAAUCCCAAAGAGAACAGUGAAUAAAUAUUCCACUUAGUGCCACAGCCCAUGCUAUUUAUUUAUUUUUGUGUCUCUUAAAGGACUCAGAAAUAUAGAAGCUGAAACAAAAUGUCAGUUGAAAGUCAUUGAACUUUUCCGACUGUAUGUUCAUCCAGCGUGGCUUUUCUUAGUUGACCGCUGCUGAACUGUCUCUCAGCCUUUUGAACAGAGGUGGUUUUGAUUGACAUUAACUUUUGGUUAAGUUUUAAUCGUAGGUUUACACUGAAACUGACACUUACAGCAUGGGGGGAAAAAAGCAAGGGGGGCAGCACGGAACAGUUUCAAGCAAGUAGUUAGGUGAAGAGAAGAGAAAAACAAUUAGGUGAAUGUUAUUUCCACAGAGUCAAAAUUGCUCUAAUUUUGUGAAUUGGUUGGUUUAUUACGGCAGUUUGACUCCAUAUGUGUCCACUAUCUGUUAAGUCGACAAUCUUAUCUGAUGGUGCAUUGUGGGGUGUGCCUCCUUUGUCCAGUUACAUAAGACAUGAGACUAGCUGAUGUUAGCUGUCACGGUUCAAUAAGGCAGGCUAAUGUGGAAAUGGUUUUGCUUUCUCAAUUAAAAAGAUGUUUUAAAAAGUCAUAAAUUUUUAUGAAUGUACUCUGUAGAAAAAGGGUGUGAUCACUGUUGUUGCCCCUGACAAAGCCAUAAAUAGCCCUGAGAAGGCGAUGAGACACAGGAACAUGUUAUGUGAGGGUUUGCAAGCUUUUUGUUCAGCUGCCUUAAAAUUAGGCAAUCCCAACAUGAAAAACAAGGAAGCAUUAUUCCUAGGUUCUUACUCUCUGGUUGCAGUAGGGGUGACCCCAAUAACUCUACAUGCUUUAAUACUGAGUCAUUGGACGUAAUGUAUAGUUUCCAUCACAAUUGCAAUAAGUUGUAUCAUUUUACCUCAUUGUGUAGGCUCUGGACAUGAGGGCUGGCCGUAUUUUACAUUCUACGGGUGCUUUUCCGCUAGUUUUUAAACUCCAAAAUAGUAGUUUAAAUGUAAAAUGAGGAAAUGUAGUUGUAUAGUAGAUUUAAUGUUGCCUUAGUACAGGUUUAAAUGAGUCCAGUUCACAUAAAUCUGUAUAAACACAGUGGCACAUACAGUAUGUGUGACAAUAUCUAACAGAAAACUGCAGUACUGCUGUACCAAUUAUAUGUUGGUGGUAGCAAUCUAGGAAAAGAACCUGUUGUGCAACCUUGAUGGUAUCACCAGGGUUGUUCAAUCAGAUCAAUUCUAUGGGAAAUUAUCAGUGGAGAUCCCCUGUGUGGGUGAAUUGGACUCAUUUUAACCUUCCCUUCUUUUCUACAGUCUGAACAGAAUCUCACACACUCUCGCCUCCGUACGUGAUAUGAUACAUGAUAUUAACUUAAUAUUGGUGUCUGUCUUGACAGUGCCACUGUGAGCUUUCUGGUUUCGUUUGGCCCCACCAAGGAACAGGUACAUGAAAGCACUGCUGAAUCCUUCCUGCUGUGCUGACAUGAAAAUGGUUUUCAUCCAGUAAAUUCAGACGGUGCUUCUCUGUGAUGCUGUAACGAAGAACCAGCUGCGUGUACUGUAGACGACAGACAGUGUUUGUGCACUGGUUCUAGCAUACUUCACUAGCACCUGAUAAACCAGACAGAUUUGAAUCUAGAUAUCCAUGUCACCGGUGCAAUUUUGGUGGGAAAAAAAUACACUUAUGAAUCUUUUAAAUAUCAAGGAGGAGACACCUGGCAGCGUCUUGUUCUGAAGGAUCAGUUAUCUUUUAACAACUCAGAUAGUAAAUUAGUGUGUAGGUUUGGAGAACCUAUUGACAUGCAGUAAAAUAAUAAUUUAAGGUGUUGAAUAAUAAGACAAUUCAUUUUAAAACACCAAAUAAUAUCAUUUAGAUUUGCCUGAGCUAUCUAAAAAAGCACCAAAUAUCUACACUAAAACAGCAGAAUCAGAUUUUUCUGGCUCUUUUACUUUAAAACUGCUUUACAGUUGUCAGCUUCACUGGCAGAUUUCUGUCUGUUGACUACUCAUUUAAUUGACCUACUGAACUACUGUAAAUCUCUGAAGUUAUCUCCUGUCCCAUUGGAAGUUGUGCUCAAAGUGGUUCUUGAUUGACAAAUUGACACAUUUCAGCUAUUCCUGCUGAGACUUUAGCUUUUUAGCAAAGAUGUAUGAUGAGCAUUGAUUAGACAGUUUUUCUUUAAGCGUAUUGAACAUCUUUAGAAACAGAAAUAAAUGCCUUGGCUUUUUAGUAUCAGCCAGCUAAUUGAGUUGGGGUCACUCCUUGUUAACCUGCAGAGUCAUGUUGUUAGCCAACAGAGGCUUGGUGGUGGUGGUGUGAAGAUUACCACCACGUUCCUCUCCUUGUCACUUCAUUUAGUAAGCUGACCCAGAGGUCAGAGCACUUUGUACCACAGCAUGUUCCUUUUCUGGAUCUCAUUUGAUCUGUCACUUGUCCUUUUGUGGCUCCAGCACUUUUCCAUCAUAAAUCUGUAUUUUUAUGCAAUCGUGUAUCUUUAACAACCUUAUUUGUAACAUUCUGUCUGUGUGCUGCUUUUCUAAACACAUCUGUACUGUGUGUGUGUGUGUGUGUGUGUGUGUGUGUGUGUGUGUGUGUGUGUGUGUGUGUGUGCGCAAGAGUGUGCAAGAGUGUGCAAGAGUGUGCAAGAGUGUGUGCAGGUGUGUGCAGGUGUAUGUGUGUACGCGUGUUAUUGAGAAACAUCUCCUAGCUUUAACCACAGACUCAACAAGUCCUGGAUGAGUAUGGGGUUUGUUUGUUUUUUUCCAACUGAACCUGACUCCUCACCAUCUCCCAUUAUGCAGCGCAAAGGAAACGUGUCCUGACGCUAUCAUCAUCCAAACAAAACAGAUUAAACUUCAUCCAUUUCUCA
Molecule: messenger RNA, 4795 nt
Organism: Mugil cephalus (flathead mullet)
Lineage: Eukaryota; Metazoa; Chordata; Actinopteri; Mugiliformes; Mugilidae
Gene: setd3
Product: SET domain containing 3, actin histidine methyltransferase
Exons: 13
Coding region: 109-1935 (608 amino acids)
Biological process (GO): positive regulation of transcription by RNA polymerase II; peptidyl-lysine dimethylation; peptidyl-lysine monomethylation
Molecular function (GO): protein-L-histidine N-tele-methyltransferase activity; histone H3K36 methyltransferase activity; transcription coactivator activity
Source: RefSeq, a predicted model, not a curated record